This is a messenger RNA of Theileria equi strain WA, 1455 nucleotides long. RefSeq lists its product as hypothetical. The record is from RefSeq and is a predicted model, not a curated record. The coding region runs from base 1 to 1455 and encodes 484 amino acids. The transcript has a single exon. NCBI's taxonomy places the organism in Eukaryota, Apicomplexa, Aconoidasida, Piroplasmida, Theileriidae.
AUGGUUGGUAAAGUCACAAUCCUCAUUGAAAAGACUGACAAAAAUAUAAACAAACAUGAAAGUGAUGGAGAUAGAGACCAAUAUAAGUACAAUAAUGGAAGUAUUACUAUAACCAAGGAAUGCAACAUUUUAGGGUCUAGCUCCUACUUUAUCCUCGUACACAAACCAAGAGUAAACAGUUACAUCGAUGCAGUGAAAUAUAAUGGGAAUAGUUUGCAAACAACCGCCUCUUUGCAAAGUUACGGUUCCGUACAUGUCUACUACUGGGCGGGUGAUGAAGAUCGUGAGAGUCCACUUGCCAUCGGACUCAUGACUAGAUACGUUUCCACCUACUAUGAGAUUAUCUGUAAGGACCAAAACAUCUUAUUCAAUGAGUUAUCAUCUAGUAAUGAGCUUGAAGAUGCACUUGAUAGACAGAAUUGUAAGAGAAACAAUGCGCAUGUUCUCAAUAUUCGCCAAAAGGAUGGAAUUAGCUAUAAAUGCUCAGCCUGUAAAAAUGUCGAAAUAAGGCUUAAAUGUUCCAAAGGGAGCGGGUAUGUAGAGGUUACACAUACUCUAUCUCACAAUGCAAAAAUAGGCACAAUAGUAGAAGGUACUCAUUAUGCGAAGGGAUUUGACUCUGGGAUAUUUACCGAGACCAGUAUGGCCGUUUACUUUUCUGAAGUUAUUGAAUCUGAAACACCUUUAAUCAUAUCGUUUAGAAAUGAAGAGAAAUACUACACAUGCGAUAAAGAACGUGGAUGGAAGGUGGCGGAAGGGAUAACAUCGGAGACACUUGAAACUGAUAUUCCAAAGCAAAGAUGCAAAAGAACAAAAACUCACAGAAUAGAACUCUCCCGUCAAUCAGGCUAUCACUGCUCUAUUUGUAAUGCCCAGAUUGAAGUGGAGGAACAGAAGAAUUAUGCACAGUAUAACGUUUACAAACAAUGCACUCAUGAUAAAGAUUUUUCGGUUUCCUCAUUUGUUUUUGAAGAGACCAUACAAGCAGGUAUUACACUUCCAAAAGGAAUAGAAUACUUGCAUGUAUAUUUUUAUCCUAAAGAGAGCAAGAGUCCCGUUUUUGUCUAUAUACCAUACGAAGAUGCUUAUAGAUACAGCACUGCUGUCUGGUAUAGGAAACUUUAUUCCGAUGGAAAUGAAUGGAUUAUAGAGGAAAGGUUACCAAAAUAUUUCGAUAGCUCCACUGUAGAGCUGUUACAAAAAAUAUGCGAAGAAAUAAAACCAAAACAUUUGUCAAUUCCUCAAAGUCAAAAUCCUAAAGCUCCAGAUAUGAUACCCAAAGUCGAACAAAAUGGUGUCUCUUCCCUCUCCUCACCUUCAAAAUACGACAGUUAUGGAAUGCUAAUUGGCGCCGUCAUUGGUGGCCUAGCCUGCUUAUGCCUUGUUGGCGUUGCAAUGUGGAAGGUAGGACCUUCAGUAAGGACUCGUUUGGCCAGUAUACAACCCCUCCUGUAG